GGGCCGCCCCAGGCGGGCGGCGCGGCCCCUCGCCUGGCCUGUCUUCCCACCAUGCUGGACGGGCUGAAGAUGGAGGAGAGUUUGCAGAGCGCCCUGGAUCCCGCGGCCCCCUUCUCCUCGCUGCUGGGCAGAGCCGCGACCCCUAAGUCGGUCUGUGAAGGAUGUCAGCGAGUGAUUUCGGACCGGUUCUUGCUACGCCUGAACGACAGCCUGUGGCACGAGCAGUGUGUCCAGUGUGCAUCUUGCAAGGAACCCCUGCAGACCACCUGCUUCUACCGUGACAAGAAGCUCUACUGCAAGCUGGACUACGAGAAGCUGUUUGCAGUGAAGUGUGCCGGGUGCCUGGAGGCCAUCACGCCCAGCGAGCUGGUGAUGCGCGCCCAGAAGAGUGUCUACCACCUGCGCUGCUUCUGCUGCUGCGUCUGCGAGCGGCGCCUGCAGAAGGGCGAUGAGUUUGUGCUGAAGGAGGGGCAGCUCCUCUGUAAGGGCGACUACGAGAAGGAGCGGGAGCUGCUGAGCUUGGUGAGCCCGGCUCUGACGGAUUCUGGCAAAAGUGACGAUGAGGACAGCAUCUGCAAACUGGGCCAAGCCUCAGGGAAGGGCACUGAGGAUGGGAAGGAUCAUAAACGGCCCAAGCGGCCCCGGACAAUUCUGACCACGCAGCAGCGGAGGGCGUUCAAGGCAUCAUUUGAGGUCUCCUCCAAGCCCUGCAGGAAGGUGCGGGAGACACUGGCAGCGGAGACAGGGCUGAGCGUCCGGGUGGUGCAGGUCUGGUUCCAGAACCAGCGAGCAAAGAUGAAGAAGCUCGCCAGGAGGCAGCAGCAGCAGCAGCAGGAUCAGCAAAACACGCAGCGCCUGAGCUCAGGCCAGACAAACGGCGGCAGCGGUGGCAGCACAGGGCUGGAGGGGAUGCUGAACCCUUACACCGCAUUGCCCCCGCCCCAGCAGCUGCUGGGCAUGGAGCAAGGUGUCUACAGCUCCGACCCUUUCCGGCAAGGGCUCACCCCACCACAAAUGCCUGGAGACCACAUGCAUCCCUACGGUGCUGAGCCCCUCUUCCACGACUUGGAUAGCGAUGAUACCUCACUGAGCAACCUGGGUGACUGCUUCCUCGCCACGGCAGACGCGGGGCCGCUCCAGGCACGAGUGGGAAACCCCAUCGACCACCUCUACUCCAUGCAGAACUCCUACUUCACUUCCUGA
Messenger RNA from Myiozetetes cayanensis, 1203 nucleotides. RefSeq names its product LIM homeobox transcription factor 1 alpha (gene LMX1A). The transcript has 9 exons. Gene Ontology annotation, biological process: neuron differentiation; regulation of transcription by RNA polymerase II. The record is from RefSeq and is a predicted model, not a curated record. Bases 52 to 1203 code for a protein of 383 amino acids. NCBI's taxonomy places the organism in Eukaryota, Metazoa, Chordata, Aves, Passeriformes, Tyrannidae. Gene Ontology annotation, cellular component: nucleus. Gene Ontology annotation, molecular function: DNA-binding transcription factor activity, RNA polymerase II-specific; RNA polymerase II transcription regulatory region sequence-specific DNA binding.